This is a messenger RNA of Prinia subflava (tawny-flanked prinia), 4060 nucleotides long. It is a transcript of the gene CLDN16, whose product is annotated as claudin 16. Gene Ontology annotation, molecular function: structural molecule activity. Lineage: Eukaryota; Metazoa; Chordata; Aves; Passeriformes; Cisticolidae. The record is from RefSeq and is a predicted model, not a curated record. Gene Ontology annotation, biological process: cell adhesion; bicellular tight junction assembly. The transcript is spliced from 6 exons. Gene Ontology annotation, cellular component: bicellular tight junction; plasma membrane. Bases 2679 to 3392 code for a protein of 237 amino acids.
ACCAGGGAAAACUGGAGGAUCCUGACCUGCUGUGCUGUCCUGGCCAGGAUGCUCCAGAGCCCCAAGCUAGAUGCAAAUGUCCAGGGAGCCACUUCCUGUCCCCAGUGACUCAUGGCCAGGGAAGCACUGGCAUCCUGCUCUAGGAAGGGUCACUCACCUGCCAUGCCCUGCAGGGAAGGUGAACACAGGGCUGUGGAAGGAGCCGGGACAGCAACACAUUGCUGGGCAUGUGGAAAAUAAACAAGACAUCACCUGGACUACAAUAACAACUGUGGAGAGAUGGAGUGAAGCACUGGUGUCCCACAUGCUGCCUCCACCCCUUAGUGGAGUUUGCCUCUUGGUCUGACAUCCACGGACAUUUCAUGGGCUGGGCUGGAAGCACGGAGUAUGAUGUGCCCAUCACAAAAAGCUUAAUGGCUAUUUCCAUGGGAGAUUUUCACUUUCCACCUCUGUCAUGCUUGUAUUGAGACACUUUCGCCAUUCACCAAAUAAGAGAAAAACUUUCUUUCCACUCUGCUUAUCCUCUCUGGAAGCAGCUCGCAUUUGGGUACAGGACAGGAGAAGGCAAGGACAUUCAUGUGGUUAUAAUACAUUUCCUGGUUAAUCCAGGCUCUGUUGCUGUUAAACUCUGGUCUUGACCCUGCUGAGGACUUAAUGCUGAUUGUGGGAAGGCUGUCUCAGAUUUUUCAGGCCUUUUCUAGCUCACCACCACUUUUUCUGAGUUGCCACUAAUAAGAACUGAGUCGGAUGCUUUUUAAAAAUGGUAGCAGACAGAGGUUAAUGCACAGAGUACAAGACAAGUACAGGAAGAUGAUGUGUAUUUUCAGGACCUGUCUCACACAAAUGCAAUCUAUAUACAUACAUGUGCUAAUGAAAGUCAUUAUCCUUUAUGGGACCUGUGUGGCCACUGCCAUGUCCCCAUGGGUAAGAACUGUUGAAAACACAAAGCUACCCUUGUCACAGAAAGCCAUGAAGUGAAAAUCAUCAAGGUUUCUUUGACUUAUCCAGAAUAUUUGGAUACCAGAAAACUCAGCAGAAAGCAUCAUAUCCACAUAACCACAUCAAGACCUGCAUCUGGGAAAGAUGGAAGACGAAAAGUCUCUCACUUGUCAGCUUCUACAAAGGAAAUUAGGAAGGAGAAAGCAGAAAGCUGAAGCAGCAGAGCCUCUUGCAUACCCUGGAUUUAUGACCUGGGACUUCUGUUCUCCACUUAAGCCUCCCAAAGGAUGUGCUGAGGACUUUUUCCACAGAGUCACCUCUGAGGAGCGGAGUGAGCCUGUCAUCGAGGGUAAAAGUUGUGAUCUCUGUCAGCAAAACCGUUUCAUGAGGCUAUGACUGGAAUUAGGCGGGUUGUGUAUUGUAAAAUAAACUUCUCAUUGCUGCGGUAUUUGAAGGGGAAUCCCGGGGAAGCGGAAGCUUCGAGCGGUGCUGUAAAGGCGCCGCUUGGCUCCAUCUGGAGGCGGCAGCUGAGAUGACAGACAGCGCCUGCGGCUGGAAGCGAAGCUGAGCGCAGAGCGAGAGCCUGCUCCUCUGCCCUGGGCCCAAUAUGUGCCCAGUCAAGGCAGGUCUGUCACUGCUUCUCUUUAUAUUCAAAUAUAAUGAUCAUUGAGGAUGCGAUGGUUUCUGUACAUUUGCACCUUUACGGUGGGAGGAAUUUCUAGUCCUGCUCCCUGUUGGUUUUCCUGAAAGGAGCUCUGGAGCUUCGAUGGCUUUCUCAGCACAGCAUGAGAGGAGACAUUGAGAAGCCUCUUACUGAGCCUCCAGCCUCCAGCCUCCUGCCCCUGGCAGCCUGUGUGACCCCUGCUCACUACAGAGUCCUGCAGGAAAACAGAAGUUUGCAAUCAGAGUAAGCAAGCAGGGAAAUUCCUAACAACUGAAAUCCUCCUGGCACUAGUCUGAAAACUUCAAGAUUUCCACAUGGGAUUUGUACUCAUGCCAUGAACAAACUGAGGCAUGAGAGGGCAUGAGAGGUAUUGAGGUUUGACUUAAAUUCAGAAUAUAGAAUUCCAUAUCUGGGAUGAGGGUGGAUGUUGGCUCUGAAGGCCCAUGACUGCUACCUUUUUCUUUUCCUCCCUGGUGACAUUUUUGCAUUGAACUAGAUCAUCACAGCACCAGAGACCAACAGGUUAACCACCAAGGGGCCUGGGAUCUACACCAAGACACUUUAUAAUUGCUCCCUGUUAAGGCAUAAACCAUUGCACAGGAAUAAUUGUGUGUGUGCACAUGGGAGCUCCUCUCUGUGUCCCUCAGCAGUGCUCAAAACUUCUGCCCUGGAGAACAAGUUUUGAGUCGUUUUUCUAAUCCCUAUUUUGGUGAAACCUGCCAUGAUACCUGCCUGCCCUGGCAGUCCAGGGCUCCAGUCACCUGCAUGUCCCUUGUGCACAGCCCCAUUUCUCUGCAGUCAGGCAUGACAAGAGCCGUAGCGGUGCGGGGCGGAUUGGCUGCAGCGGCUCUCGUGGGCGCUCUCACCCUCCUCCUGACCCCUGGCAGGUGAGCACUGCUCCUGCAGCCACCACUCCCAGAUGGCAUCUGCACAAGGAGGAGGUCCUGCCCUUCAUGGUCACUGCGACAGGGUGCUGGGUAUCUGGGACACUGAGACUCUGUCUCUACCCCGGCUUUAGGAUCAAGGCUGGGCGCUCUUGUUCACGCUCCCCUGGAUGUGCUGAGCGCCUGCUGGCAUGAGGUUUUUCCUCCAAUAUGUGGGUUGCUUUUUUGCUUUUUUCUCUGCUGGGUUUUUGGUAAUAUCUACCUGGACAGACUGCUGGAUGGUGAAUGCUGAUGACUCCCUGGAGGUGAGUACAAAAUGCCGUGGCCUGUGGUGGGAAUGUGUCACAAACGUUUUUGAUGGGAUCCAAACUUGUGAUGAGUACGACUCCAUCUACGCUGAGCAUUCUGUGAAGCUGGUGCUGACCCGAGCCAUGAUGAUAGCAGCAGACAUCCUGUCAGGACUUGGAUUUCUCUUCCUGGUCCUGGGACUAGAUUGUGUGAAAUUCCUUCCCGAUGAGCCUCUCAUCAAGCUGCGCAUCUGCCUGGCAUCUGGGGUUAUGUUGCUCCUUGCAGGUCUCCCUGGCAUCACGGGCUCCGUGUGGUACGCUGUGGAUGUCUACGUGGAGCGCUCCUCUCUGCUCUUCCACAACAUCUUCCUGGGCAUCCAGUACAAGUUUGGUUGGUCCUGCUGGCUCGGCAUGGCAGGGUCAUUUGGCUGCUUCUUGUCUGGCUCCCUGCUCACCUGCUGCAUGUAUCUCUUCAGAGAGAGCAGCUCUGGAAGACUGCAUUCUGCCUACCCCUUGAGGAAAGGCUACUCCUCAGCCAUGACCGUCGUAACAAACGCGCAUUUGCCGUACUCGCAAACAGCCACCUCCAAAAUGUACGCCGUGGACACAAGGGUGUGAGGAGGAGGGGAUUGCACAGAGACUCAAGCUCUUGUGGUUGUGAUACAGAUGCAGUUGAAUUUCAAGGAUCUACUGUAUGCCACAAUGUUCGCAUUAUGAGAACUUCAGAAUACCUUUCCUCCAAGAAAGUAAACUCUGAGAAGAUCCUGCUUCCUGCAAUCCUCUUGUCUUGGAUGCCAAGGCCACUUGCGUAAGCACGGACUGAAAUAACCAACACAAACUCUUUUCAGCAUUUGUCUCGACACUAUUGGUAGAAGUGAGAUAAAUCAGCCAGUCCUGAAUCAGACAGCAGUGUUCUGCAUGAAGAUCCCCAAACUGCAAGAAGGAUCUGUGCCAUCCUGGCAACGUGGCAACAGAGUGUACAAAGGAGAAGAUCCUGGCAAAAGGAAGGACAGACUGACCUACAUCUGGACCCUGUGCACUCAGCAGGGGGGUCUGCCCCUCUUACAGGCAGCUGGGGGGUUUUUAGGAGAUAAGAGCUGUGUUAAAUGUCUGACCCUGUCUUUGGUCCAUGAACCUCCGCACUGAGAAAAUACUGUAAAUGCAGGUGCAUUCUUCCCUGAAAAAUACAGUCUUUCUCAAUCAGUGUUAAAAGGUACACUACAGAUGCUCUAAACUCACUGAAAUCUGGAAAUUGCCAGCUUCAUUCUGCUUAAUAAAAACAUUGC